Molecule: messenger RNA, 117 nt
Organism: Staurois parvus
Lineage: Eukaryota; Metazoa; Chordata; Amphibia; Anura; Ranidae
Source: the annotation of a GenBank genome assembly
AUGAUCACAGCUGCCCAGAUGGAUUUGUCUACAAGCAUAAGAGAUGCAUACCAUCUUCCUUGGAUGCCUACUACUCUGCACAAGAUUCCAACUCACGGGGAAGGUUUUACACUGUAA